AUGCCAUAUAUUCAAAAGAUCUCUUACGAUGCAGUUUUAAGUAGGGAAAAUAAUGUUUUAAUUUAUGAGAAAAAGAUUGAUUUUAAAAGAAGUUUCGAAUUUUUCAAAAUUUCAUUAUUCCCAUUCCUGAUUUUAAAAGUUUCAUCAUUUUUUUUAAUCAAUUUUAUACCUGUUAUUGGACCUUUAAUUAUAUUAUUUUUUCAAAGUAGUUCAAGAGGAUUAUUGGCACAUAAAAGAUAUUUCAAAUUGAAAAAUUUUACAAAAUCAGAGAUUAAAGAAAUUUAUAAGAUUAAUAAACCUUCAUAUAUGGCAUUUGGAUUAUCUGCUUUGAUGUUUGAACUGAUUCCAAUGUUGAAUUUAUUUUUCAUAUUCACAAAUACAAUAGGAGCAGCUUUGUGGGUUGUAGAUAUUGAAAAUAAUGAACCAAUCGAAGAAGAAAAUUUUAAUGAGAUUAUUUCAAUACAAAAUUCAAUUAGUUAG
This is a messenger RNA of Insectozyma verbasci, 480 nucleotides long. The record is from the annotation of a GenBank genome assembly. Lineage: Eukaryota; Fungi; Ascomycota; Pichiomycetes; Serinales; Debaryomycetaceae.